CGGACAGCCAUUAUUAAUUUUCUUUUCCUUCUGUUUUUCCAGUCUGCACUCUGCACUCUGCACUAGUCGAAACGCACCGUUUUAAGGGUUUGAAAGACGAGGGGUAGUGGAAGCAGACCUCGCCAUCUCGACCGUGCCGGCGGAUAUACCGAAUCAUUGUUCAUCGCAAUUCACAGAGUUCCAUACUCUUUGCAUCCAGAGACAACGUGAACACAAAAACAAAGGAAACAAGAAUUCUUCAAAAUUUUGGCCAGUUGGACUAUUUACUGGUGGCAAAUGUAAGAGACUAUUAAGAGGAGAACAGAAUGGUGACCAAAAUAUUCCUACAAAACCUAAAUUAUUGGGAACCCAGAGUGUACCCUCCACUGCCCUUUCUUUAUCAUGUUCGAAUCUUCUCUCUGUGGUCAAUGAAGAAGGACCCAGAUCUUGAAUCAUCUCUCAGUCGAAACCGUCGAUGGAUUGUCAAUAAUCAGAUCAAGAAUAUAAUCCUUCGAUGCCCUGAACAAGUAGCAGCAGUUAAGUUUCUCCAGAAAAAGUUCAAAACUCUCGAUCUUCAAGGCAAAGCUCUCAAUUGGCUGAAAAAAUACCCCUGCUGCUUCAAUGUCUAUCUUGAAGGUGAUGAGUACUAUUGUCAACUCACAAAGCGAAUGAUGUCUUUGGUAGAGGAGGAAGAAUCUGUGAAGGAUAUGCAGGAACCAGUGCUUGUGGAGCGAUUAACAAAGUUGUUGAUGAUGAGCAUAAAUCAUAGACUCAAUGUCAUGAAACUCAAUGAGUUAAAGCGAAGUUUUGGAUUUCCAGAUGAUUAUUUGAUUAGAAUUGUGCCAAAGCACCCAGAAAUGUUUCGAAUUGUUAAUUACAGUGGGAGACGGAGUGCAAUGGAGAUUGAACUCUUAUCCUGGAAUCCUGAUUUAGGCAUUUCUGUAAUUGAAAGCUUAGCUCACAGCCAGGGUUCUGAUCCACGGUUUUCAUGUACACUGCCUUCAACUUGGGUGAAAUCAUGGGAGAGAUUUUGUGAAUUUAAUGCAACUCCAUAUAUUUCACCUUAUUUGGAUGCCAGUCAUUUAGUGGAAGGAUCGAAGGAGAUGGAGAAGAGGAUAGUAGGUUUGGUGCAUGAGUUGCUGUCAUUAACCUUGUGGAAGAAAUUGUCGAUUGUGAAGCUAGGUCAUUUUAGAAGAGAGUUUGGUUUACCAGAGAAAUUGAAUGUUUUGCUACUCAAACAUCCUGGAAUAUUUUAUGUUUCAAAUAGGUACCAGAUUUACACAGUUCUUCUUAGAGAAGGAUAUAAUGGGUCAGAACUGAUUGAUAAGGAUCCGCUUGUUGUUGUGAAGGAGAAAUUUGGUGAAUUGAUGCAGGAGGGGCUACAUGAAUAUAAUCGGAGGCACCAUUUAAUGAAUUUAGAAAAGAAGAAGAAGAAAGGCAUGGUAUUGGAAAGUUCACCAAAAAUGAGGGACAAAAGCUCUGAAAUGUCUGAACAAGAUGAUCAUGAGAGUAAUCUAGGAGGUUUAUUGGACCCUGAAGAAAGAAAGCGGUUUUAUAAAGUUCUGUUUGAUGAUGCUGCCUCCUAAGAUUUAAUGAAGAUGGGUGAUUAAACAACAAGAGCACUCUAUGCAAUGAGUUUGCUAUCUAUCAGAAGUUCAGAACUCAAUGUUGAUUGUUGUGUUUGAGAGGUUCUACUUCUACCAGACGCUGGUCAAAUCAAAAAGAGGCAAGAUAUCAGAGAACUUCAUAAAUAUAGGUGAGAGGCCAAACGGAGUUUAUUUUGCAAAUCCCUGUUGAACUCAAUCCCCUUACCUGUGCCUCUAAACUGCUUAGGGGGGCUAUGGAGAAAUUCCUGCAUGGUGUCACCAAAAGUUUUGAUAAUUCAAGUGAGAUCACUGUGUACAGUCUCCAAUGGAAAUGAACCUGUGAUCUGCGAGCUGCCAUAUUGAUUUGAACAUGUCCUUUUUAGUAUACAUUUUCUCCCUUUAUGAGCCCAUAUUAGAGAUGUUCUUUCGCCCUUAAUAAACCCACAUCAAUCACCCUAGAAGUUCACCUUUUUACAGGGUAUGAAUGUGCCGUUUGUUGCUGCUUAUCAUUUCACAUAGAGAUCUAGAGGGUCCCAAAGUUUUAGAUUCCACCUAUCAUUUCACUUCUCUUCAAAGCUUCUGAAGAGGGUUACUGAAAAUCGACCCAAAGUCUCCUUUCUCCAGGUAAAUUUCCAGGUUCCAAAACGUGAAUUCAUAUCUCAAGCUACUCUCUCCCUUCGCAUCCAGCACCACCAAAAGAAAACCCUUUAGAAAAGAACAAAGAGAUGUGAAUAAAAGACAGGUUCCAUUAGCUUUCAUAAAGAGGUUUACACGGUACUCAGCAUAAUACACCCUGAAAAACCUACAGAAUCUCGAGAUAAAGAUUCCCACACCAACCCUAAUUUCUAAAAAGUGACAAAAUCCACAAAUUGACACGGAGAGUGCAACAGCUCAAGCCCUCUCGCCCCUGAUCCUCCUCGCUAGCUGAAUAUCUUUGGGCAUGAUGGUGACCCUCUUGGCGUGAAUCGCGCAGAGAUUGGUGUCCUCGAACAGCCCCACCAAGUAGGCCUCGGCAGCCUCCUGCAAUGCCGCCACGGCGCUGCUCUGGAACCUCAGAUCGGUCUUGAAGUCCUGGGCGAUCUCACGCACCAGCCUCUGAAAAGGAAGCUUCCGGAUCAACAGCUCCGUGCUCUUCUGGUACUUCCUGAUCUCCCUCAGCGCCACCGUUCCAGGCCUGAAGCGGUGAGGCUUCUUGACUCCUCCGGUGGCAGGAGCCGACUUCCUGGCGGCCUUCGUGGCCAACUGCUUCCUAGGGGCUUUGCCUCCGGUGGACUUCCGAGCAGUCUGCUUGGUUCUGGCCAUUUCUGAAGCAGAGUUUCUACAGAGAAUCUUAGGGUUUUGUACGAGUGACAGAGG
Molecule: messenger RNA, 2921 nt
Organism: Vitis vinifera (wine grape)
Lineage: Eukaryota; Viridiplantae; Streptophyta; Magnoliopsida; Vitales; Vitaceae
Product: protein WHAT'S THIS FACTOR 1 homolog, chloroplastic
Exons: 4
Coding region: 306-1565 (419 amino acids)
Molecular function (GO): RNA binding
Source: RefSeq, a predicted model, not a curated record